GCAGCACACUAAAAGAUGACUCGCAACACACAAACAGCUCUUUGUCUUAAUCCUGUUUCUGUCUUGAAAGACUAGAAAAGUUUUUUUCUGUUGUAAAAUGUUAUUGUUUCUUGGUUGAAAGUUUCAUGACUUGGACUUAAAUCUCAAAGAACUGGAUUUCACCUUUUUGAUUUUUUGUUUUUGAAAGGAAAGACACUGUGUAUACAACUGUAUAGUGUACUAUUUUUUACAGUGGUGUUGAAAGAUGUGGGGUUUUAUAACAGAUUUCUUCACUUACGAGACGACAAAGUCUGUGGUGGUAAAGAGCUGGACCAUCGGCAUCAUAAAUCGACUUGUACAGCUGCUCAUAAUAUCUUACUUUGUUGGUUGGGUAUUUUUAUAUGAAAAGGCCUAUCAGGAGAGAGACACUGCUAUCGAAUCAUCUGUGAUGACAAAAGUUAAAGGAUUUGGAGAACACCACAAUAAAACCAUGGAUGUUGCUGACUUUGUCACACCUUCACAGGGAGCUUCAGUAUUCUGCAUCAUUACUAAACUCAUCAUAACAGAGAACCAGGUGCAGGGUUUGUGUCCUGAAAGUGAGGGAAAAUUUAAAUGUGAACAUGAUGACAACUGCACAAACUUAAUGUCAAAGCCAGGCUCAAAUGGUUUGUUGACAGGAAAGUGUGUGAACUACAUAGGUUCUGCAAAAACCUGUCAGAUAAGAGGAUGGUGUCCUGCAGAGAUUGAUGAUGUUCCAAUAACACCUAUGAUGGAGGUUGAGAACUUCACCAUAUUUAUUAAAAAUAGCAUUCGCUUUCCCCGCUUCAACUUCACAAAAGGAAACUUCUUACCCAACAUCAAAAGCAGUUAUAUAAAGAAGUGCAAAUUUGACUUUGAACAAAACAGUUACUGCCCCAUAUUCAGAGUGGGAGAUGUAAUCCGGUAUAGCCAUCAGAACUUUACAACGCUGGCUAAUAAAGGUGGAGUAAUAGGCAUAAAGAUAGCCUGGGUGUGUGAUCUGGAUAAAUCAGAGGAUGACUGUAAGCCUGCAUACUCCUUUACUCGACUGGAUGCCAUGUCUGAGAAAUCUAGUGUAUCUCCAGGGUACAACUUUAGGUUCGCAAAGUACUUUAAGAUGGAGAAUGGGACAGAGUACCGCACUCUGCUGAAGGCAGUCGCGAUCCGAUUUGAUGUGAUGGUCAAUGGAGAUGCAGGGAAAUUUAAUAUGAUCCCUACUCUAAUCAAUAUGGUGGCUGCCUUCACGUCUGUGGGUGUGGGGGCCGUUCUUUGUGAUAUAAUCCUCCUAAAUUUCUUGAAAGGAGCUGAUCAGUACAAGGCAAGAAAAUUUGAAGAGGUGUCAGAUGCACAACUUGAAAAAUCACCCUCCUAUAGCAGUAGCAUGUACCGGACCAGAGAUCACAGCCAGCUGUCAGUCAGACCUGAAGACAAGUUCUCUAAUGACUCAGGGGCUUUUUCCAUUGGCCAGUAUGGUUAACACCAUUUUCUGAACUGCUUCUAUUAACAGUUAAAUACCCUGCACACUUUUACUUGUAGCUUAAUAUGAAAAUGCACUGUAAAUAGCAGUAAGGUAUCACAUUCUGGUACUGAUUUUAAUAUACACGGUGUCCUAUUAGUCAUAAAGCACAGAUUUUGCGUUCAAGAAGAAAAACUGUCAAUAAUCUACCAUAACGAUCAACAAUUUAAUAUACAUGACGAUUCAUUUAAGCUUUACAGCAGAGUACACAGUAUACACAGUGUAAAUGCAAUUAUAACUAAAGACUGUUAAACAAAUUAAAAUCACUGUAUCUUACACUCUUUCUUACAGUCCUAAUUCAAAAAGUUUUAAAGAUCAUGAGAAAUAAUGUAUCAUGGGUGUCUAAAUAUUUGUCUGUUCAGUAUGUGUAAAAUAUAUGAAGACAUGAAUAAAAGUUUUCUGCAAAUACUUUUCUGUAGAUUAGAUGUUGAAAUUAGCGUUGUUUUACAGUAAUAACGAUAAAGACUAACUAAACCUGAACGUUCAAAAAUAUAUUUAAACCAACCCUUAAAAAGCUAUUCAUAUGUUGUAUAAUAAUAACAAUAGUAAGGAUUAUAACAAUAUAUUAAUAUAACAAUUAGUAAGGAAGAAAACACACCAGGGUUUGAAUUUAUAAUGGGAAAAUACUCAGCAAUGAUUGGUGUGAUGAUCAUUUUUCAAAACAACAUGACUUAAAGUGUGUUAUUCCUCUUAUACUACAGUUAACUUUAAGGCUUGAUAUACAUUGAAUGAAAAAUCCAUUAAAAAAAGUUGUUUUGUUUCUCUUAUCACCUACAUUAAAGCCAUAUACAGUUUUUUCCUCACCACUUCCAAAAAUGCUAAAUAGAUAAAGUAGAUUAUUAGAUUUAUUAUUUUAUUAGAUAAAUUAAUAGUUUAUUUUUUAAAUCCAUUCACAAUAAUAUAUAUAUCACAAUAAUGGAUUUGCUGUGACUGCAAUUUUUUUGGUAACUGCCCUAUUACCUUUAGGACACCUUGUAUAUAAAUGCUUCAGUGCAAGUUGUAAUAUCUGCAUGGUCAUUUUCAGGCCUAUAGCAAUAGAAGACCAAAGUAACUUAAAGCAUAAAGUAGCACUGUGAUUAGAAGUACAUUUGAAUAUCCACAAGUAGUACCACUAUUUAGCAAUUUAGUAAUAGAAAGCAUCGCAGUAAUACAAAUCGUAAAUAAUAUUUGAUGACAGGGUUUAAGCUUUUACGAGUUAUUAAUGAAAGUGAAUUAACUUAUACAUUAUUGAUUCUGAAUUCAUUAUUUUUACUUUCACUUAGAUAGCUUAUUUCUAUUGCAUGUGUUACAUCAUCUGUUACAUAAAAUGGUCAAAUUUUAGAGAUUGAAAGCAUUGGGAAACAUUUAUUUGAGAAAAAGAACAUCAUUGUAGCUCAGUUUCUUAAAGAAGUGUGUUGGCUUCACCUUGUAAGGUUUUUUUAUUUCUUAAAAAAAAUAAAAAACAUGGGCCGGUAAGUGGAACUUCACUAUUCAUUUUUUUUCUCAUUAUAUUUUCUAAGAUGUUGAUUGAUUUUGAGAUUUUUGAAUAAAAACAGAGAUGUUUAAAAGGGGGUACUUAGAGACUUGACUCCUGAAAAGUACUUUAAAAUUACAAAUACAAUGCUGUUAGUCCAACUUGCAAUAAGACAGUUGUUUAAAUGUUGGAUGUUUUAGUACAUGUGAUCAGCCACUUGUGUAAUCUAUAGUAUGUGUAAUCUGACUAAUAAUAACUUAUUUGAUAAAUAUCUAAUUUCAAAGCAACACAAUUAAUUCAGUGCAAUCAAAUUUCAUAAAUACAUGCACUAAUAUAUGUGUAAAUGUUUCCUUAUAUUAAACUUUUGAAAAAUAUGUGCAUAUGGUUCCAUAUUUCAGGCACAACAGCCUCGGGAGUUUAUACAGAAUGGUGGUUUUGAGGUUGGAAAGGUCUGCUGAUGAAAGAGUACAGAGAGGAAUGGCUCAAGUGGACUGGGUCAAGGUGAUAGGAAGUGUAUGUUUACUUAAUUAAUCCAUUUAAGAAUGUACUUCGAUCCUUGAGCCGGCUGGGCUGAAACGGUAGGAACGCACUACUGUCAGCCAAGAAGGAGUCUAAGGCUACAGUGAACAUACAUUAAGCUUAGAGAUACUAGACCGAUGCCGAUUGUAAAAACAUUAUCUUGUCUUUUUGCCAAUGAAAAACGGACUAGUGUUAGUAAACCUGUGCUGACUAUAGCCUCAAGAUUCUAUUUAAGACUGACAGGAUUGAAGCCUCAUAUGGUACUCAUGCAGCUCAUCCACAUUUUUAGAUGGUUUUCUGCUCACCAAAGUUAUACAGAGAGGUUGCUUAACUGACAUUCCCUCCUUGUCAGCUGCGCAGGGUAAUUCUGGGGCUGCAGGAAGUGAAACCAGAUAUCUCAAAUGAUUGCUGAUUUACAUAUCAUUCAUUAUAUGGGUCCCAAAAAUUUAGUUAGUUUUUUUUUUAUUGUUUCCAUACCAACUAUUACACAAGAGAGGUCCAUUACUGGUAAAGUGUUUUACAACUGGAAAGAAAACCACGAAUUAUGAUGCCUAUUAAAAACCCAGUCUACUAAUAGUUUCCCAGAUGUGUUGCUGAUAUGUCUCUGCAUCUCUUAUCAGAGUGAUGAUAAAUGACUCUUUUGUUCUGCCUAAGGAGUGAUGAUUGACUGAAAUGGAUCCAUUUUGACAUAAGAUUUUUGUAGCUGUAUUUAUAAUUUUACUAUGUAAUGUUGACCAUCUUGGUAGCAUGCAGAAGUACCAUUGUUUAUUCAUGUUUUGUCAUUUUUAGGACUGGAGUUUUUUUUUUUUAAUAAGAUGUGGAUUUUAGCAUUUGCAAUUCAAAUGCUUUUUAAUCUCAGUGAGAAACUGUGAGAAAGUGACUGAGAUCAGAAAUGGUGUACUGUACAUAAGAAUGCAUGGGUACCUGUCCAGUAAAUUAUAUAUUUUUAUUAUUAUUAUAAUCUUUGGAACCAAUCCAAUGGACAAAAGCCAACAACCAAAAAGUUGUCUUUUUCCAGUCAUGCAUUGAAAUAAUAUUAAAUGUGAUCAAGAAUAAUUAGGUAUACCACAAAAAAGAACACAUAAUAUAUGAGUUUAUAAUAAGUCCCCUUAGUUUAUUCUUAUUACAGCAAUCUGAUAUUAUUAAGCAAAUGUCUGUCUUUUAUUGAACAUAAAAAUACAGCUUGGCCUAUUUACAAUGAAAGUAUUUGAUCACUAAGAUAGUUUAGGGCUGUGCAACAUGCAUGCCUAAACCACUUUCUUGAAACCAGCUUAUAUCUCCAUGUGGUUUCUGACAAUGUUAUGUUAAAAAUGAAGAAGUGUAGAUAACUCUUCUACAACUGUAUGCGAUUGUUAACCCACUAUCGGAUGUCACCCAAAAAAGAUUGGGUUCUUUUUUCGAGUCUGGUUCCUCUCUAGGUUACUUCCUCAUGAAGUCUCAGGAAUAUUGCCUUGUCACUGUCACAUCUAUUUUGCUCAUCUACUUCUGUACACCAGGAUUUCUGUAAAGAUGCUUUGUGACAAUGUCUGUCAUUAAAAGUGCUAUACUAAUAAAAUGGAUGUUAACAUAA
Silurus meridionalis is the source of this 5055-nucleotide messenger RNA. It is a transcript of the gene p2rx3b, whose product is annotated as purinergic receptor P2X, ligand-gated ion channel, 3b. Gene Ontology annotation, cellular component: nuclear inner membrane; plasma membrane. Gene Ontology annotation, biological process: monoatomic cation transmembrane transport; response to ATP. The coding region runs from base 245 to 1474 and encodes 409 amino acids. Gene Ontology annotation, molecular function: extracellularly ATP-gated monoatomic cation channel activity; ATP binding; purinergic nucleotide receptor activity. The record is from RefSeq and is a predicted model, not a curated record. Lineage: Eukaryota; Metazoa; Chordata; Actinopteri; Siluriformes; Siluridae. The transcript has 12 exons.